AAGAACAUCCGGGUUACUUGCCAGUUUAGUCGGUUACUCGUAACGCGCGCGAUCCUUUACUUGACGGCCUUCGUGUCUAACGACAGAGCAAUUCAAUUAGAUGAAUACUCGAAUUGUUAGAUGAAGACUCGAAUUGUUAUAGCCAUUCUUGCCAGCUGUCUCAUUCUCGCCUGGGUAACAGCUUAUAGGACGAGACAGAAUACGCCCGAACUCAAUAGGAUGGAGUCUAGGCCACGACCAAAACUUAUUAUAAAAUGGAAACCGAGAAACAAGGCGACGGCGGUGCCUGUCAGCACACGGAAUCAACUUCCAACGGCUGCUAGACCGGCAGCGAACCAACUAAACUCUAAGACGAAUAAUAACAGUAUGGUGGAGAGCCCUUACAAUGAAAAACCUGCACCACCAAGAGUUCCUGCUGUAGUAGGUCAGCAUAGAGCCACGCCCGCCAAGAAUAAAUACAGAGCCACGCCCGCCAAGAAUAAAUACAGAGCCACGCCCGCCAAGAAUAAAUACAGAGCCACGCCCACUCGUGUUCCUGUCAUCUGUCGUUCCAAUGAGCAAGCGAAGAUUAAAUCAACGUGGUUUGCUAGUAGAAUCAACAGAAACGUUCCCGUGUUUUUAAAUAAAGUGAAUUCGUCUCUUGCUGGGUCUGCAAGAAGAUGGUGGCUGAGCAACAUGCAUCGGAAGGAUAUCAGUUUGGAUGCAGCUAUAAGGAAUUUGAUAGAAGUUGUUCCGGGUCUGGCAUCAAUUCGUGAAAAUCGUGCAUCAUGCAUCACAUGUGCAAUCAUUGGCAAUGCUGGAAAUCUGCAAGGGUCAGGGUAUGGAAACCUUAUUGACUCUAAAGACUUCAUCAUAAGAGCGAAUAAAUCACCAACUAAAGGCUUUGAAAGAGAUGUCGGGGCACUGACUACACACCAAAUUGUUUACCCUGAGAGUGCUGAUGGAUACCAUCCAGGAGCAACCAUGUUAGUUCUUCCAUUUAAAGAGGCAGAUAUCAGAUGGUUAGCAAGCAUAUUCACAACUAAGAAUGUAACCAGAGGUUUUUGGAGACAUGUGCCAGCAUCUGUGAGCGGUGCAUCACCAGAAAAGACAUUUACUAUUCAUCCUGCCUUUUUACACUAUGUGCACACGGUGUGGCUGUCAAACCCUCCUGGAAAGUGGCCAUCGGCAGGGGAUGUUUCGAUAGUUCUCGGUCUACACAUAUGCGACGAGCUGCAUGUAAUGGGCUUUGGUGCAAGCAAAUACAAUCGUUGGGAUCACUACUAUACAGCUAGAAAUGCUAACGCUGGACUACCAAUUGCACGAAUCCAUCACCCUGCUGUAAAGGAAGCAAGUCUUAGGAACAAGUUACAACAGGACGGAAUCAUUAAUUUAUAUCCAGGAAAGGCAUAGACGUACAUAUAUGUAUAUGUAGUUUGUUUCUACGUAAAUAUGAGAUAAUCUAUGAUGGCAAAUUUGAACUGUCAAAAAGCCUCGCUUUCUAUAGAUUUUACAUUCGAACAUAAACUAUCUAUCUAGUGUCAGAUGACAGAAACUGAUGGAUCAUGCU
Molecule: messenger RNA, 1549 nt
Organism: Corticium candelabrum
Lineage: Eukaryota; Metazoa; Porifera; Homoscleromorpha; Homosclerophorida; Plakinidae
Product: CMP-N-acetylneuraminate-beta-galactosamide-alpha-2,3-sialyltransferase 1-like
Exons: 7
Coding region: 121-1392 (423 amino acids)
Biological process (GO): sialylation
Cellular component (GO): membrane
Molecular function (GO): beta-galactoside (CMP) alpha-2,3-sialyltransferase activity
Source: RefSeq, a predicted model, not a curated record